AUGACGGUCCAUGAUCUCCGCGCACAGCCCGUUAAGUCACUGUACCUACUGUACCAGGCAGUGUCGACCAUCUUUGUACGCUUGCCAUGGUGGGUUGUCAUCAGCAUACGGCGAAAGGACCGCCCGCGCGCGUCCUGGACAUUGCGCAAAGCCGUCUUUCUACGCUUAGUGAGGCACUUGCAGGGCAUCAAUGCUAGGACGGGCCCUAUCAAGUUCAUAGCCAACCAUCUCACACCGUCAGUUGGACCCGACAUCAAGCUCGCUUGGGUCGACCCGUCUCCCGACUCUCUCCUCAACGAGAAAAUACGCGGCUGGAUGAAAGCCGCGGAUGUUGAGACCGCGCGUAUACCCGGAUACUGGAUGAAUAAAAAGGGACUCGAGUCUACGCCCAUUGGAGCGCCUCUAGCCGAGAGCGAGCGCGUUCUGUACACUCUUCACGGCGGCGCGUAUGUUGCCCUUUCGGCGUCUCCGAAGGACGUCAUCGCGAACAUUGGCCGCGGUAUCCUCAAGCAUACCCCUUCCAUCACCCGUUGCUUCGCGCUUGAAUACCGCCUCUCGCGUGCAGCACCCGACCCUCCUGCUCAUGCAUUCCCUGCUGCACUCCUCGAUGCUCUCGCCGGCUACCUCUACCUCAUCAAUGUCGUCGGCUGCGCUCCAUCGCAGAUCGUCCUAGUCGGUGACAGCGCUGGCGCGAACCUCGCACACGCGCUGACGCGCUACCUCGUCGAUAACGCUGGCACACCUGGCCUUCCACCUCCACCUGGCAAUUUAAUACUGCUUUCUCCUUGGGCAGACCUUACCGGAAGCCAUAUGCAAGCCGCGGACGCCGCGGGCCUCUGCGAUAGCGAUUACCUCGGCAAGCCCGGUGCCCGAAUGAGCAGCUACGCUACGCGCGCAUUCCUGGGGCCUCUCGGUGUAAACGGCGCCGGUAUUGCGUACAUCUCACCCGCUAGCGUCGAGCCUUCCGCGGAGAUCCCGGUGUUCGAACACUUCCCGCGUACACUCAUCGUCGCUGGUGGUGCCGAGGCGCUGUUGUUCAGCAUCAAGGAAUUGGCGAAGAGGAUGAAAGAGGCGUUGGGAGAGAGGUGUGAGUACUACGAGGCGGCGGACGCCAUUCAUGACUUCUUGGUGUUCCCGAAGUGGGAGCCGGAAAGGACGGAAACACUCAGGGAGAUUGCGCGUUGGGUGGCGGCUGCUUGA
Messenger RNA from Peniophora sp. CBMAI 1063, 1200 nucleotides. The record is from the annotation of a GenBank genome assembly. NCBI's taxonomy places the organism in Eukaryota, Fungi, Basidiomycota, Agaricomycetes, Russulales, Peniophoraceae.